CCAGCAGCUAUUAAAGGGACACUCAGGACGGGAUUCAGCCUCCACCUCCCAGGCCCAACCCCCAGUUGCCCUGGGCCUCCCAUCCGCUUCAGACUCCCUCUGCUGGGCCCCAGACACACAGAGAGGAGCAGUCUCUGUCCACUGCCCUCUGGCCUCACCUCCUUGGGGUGAUGACAGGUGGGAUAGGUAUUGUGAGAGGGCGGCAUGGGCCAGCAGGAGCCCAGAGGAAGACAAGGAAAGCUUGCGGAAGAAGCAACCUCUGAACUGACACUUGCAGAUCUUAAGUUCAACAAGCAGCAUUGGGGAGGAAUGUUCUCGGUGGAGGGAGCAACAUAUGCGACGCUAAAGCGUGUGAGAGCUGGGACCCACAGAAUGGGAGCGAGACCCUGGCUCCAGAGAGGAGGUGGCCAGGCCCUGUAAGGUCCCCCAGCCUCCUCUGUGACGCCCCCGAGGAGCUGCCCCACCCCCAGUCUCUGGAGUGGAAAGGGGGCGAUGCUGGAGCCGCCUAGGGCGACGGGAAGACAAGCCCGCCACGCGCCAAUCGGUCCUGGCUGCGAGCGGAUCAAGGUCAGCCCGGGGCCGCAGCGUUGUCCGCAGCAACCAACAACUCGGGGUCGCCUGGACAACUGCCGCCCGGGAGGCUCUCUAUUGGCUGCAGCGGGCGCCUGUUCGCCAUGCGUCGCAUCCGAUAGGUCGAUGCACCGGAGGGUCCGCCCACAUCCCCUGGCCGCGCUCCCGAUGCAGCCCUCGCAGUCCCGGCCUCGGUGUCCGCGAGUGCAGAGUGGAAGUAACCAUGAGGGGUCCCUGCGAGGGGCCUGGAGAGAAGGAAGAGCUGGAGGAAGGGGCGGCGGCGGCCGCUGGGCGUCCUGCAGGGGUCCCGAAGGCCCAGAAGGGUUCGGACGCGGAUUCGAACUCCGACCAGGAGAAAGAAGGCACCCAUAAGCUUGGAGAACUGGGCAAGGACACCCUCUACCUGAGAUCUUGCUGGGCCCACAGCGUCAUGCCUGCUUCCUGCUUUCUGCGCCAAGGGAGCACCCCAGAGCUCAACCUGCAGCACUGUGGCGUGGGGCCCCAGGCUGCCCAGGCUCUGGCUUCUGUGUUGACCUCCAAUCCCUACAUCAAGCGGCUGGAACUUCAGGACAGUGGGCUCUGUGGGGCCGGCACAGAGGCCCUGGCAGGUGCUCUGCGCAAAAGCAGUAUCUGUGAUGUGGACCUGUCGGAGAACCAGCUGGGAGCGGUGGGAUCCUGGGCUGUCUGUGCCGCCCUGGCGGUGAACCCGGCUGUGGAGAAGGCACAGCUGGCAGGGAAUGGCCUGGAGGAGCAGGUGGCCCAGUACCUUGCUGAACUCCUGCUGGCCCACACAGGCCUGAAACCCCUGGACCUGAGCUAUAACCAGCUGAAUGACCAAGCAGGGGAGAUGCUUGGACCAGCCCUGGCAGAAAAAGGACUCACUGAGCUUAACAUAAGCUGGAAUCACCUGCGAGGCCCAGGAACUGUAGCCUUCGCCAGGGGACUAGAGGCAAACAUCUUCCCGAAGGUCUUGGACAUCUUGUAUAAUGGCUGUGGGGAUCCGGGAGCCUCCGUGCUGGGGGGGCUCAAGACCAACAACAUGUUGGAGGAGGUCUACAUGAGCAACAACCGCAUCUCUGCAGUGGGAGCCCUGAGCCUGGGCCUGCAGGUCAACCAGACACUGAGGAUUCCUGCUGUGUCCAGGAAUCCCAUGCAAAGUGAAGGCUGCUUUGGUGUUCUCAGGUCUGUCCAGGCUAAUCCACUGUCUGCCCUAGAGCUGCUGGAUUUUUCUGAUAUCCAUGUGAACAGAGAGUUUGAUGACCUCACCAGCUCAGUGAAGGUCAUUCUUCCAGGGCUUUACAUAACUGCCCACAGAGUGGAGUACAAAAAAGAAUUCCUGCCCGUCUUCAGACCGUCUCAAUGA
Aethalodelphis obliquidens (Pacific white-sided dolphin) is the source of this 1933-nucleotide messenger RNA. It is a transcript of the gene LRRC74B, whose product is annotated as leucine rich repeat containing 74B. Gene Ontology annotation, molecular function: protein binding. The record is from RefSeq and is a predicted model, not a curated record. Lineage: Eukaryota; Metazoa; Chordata; Mammalia; Artiodactyla; Delphinidae.